Molecule: messenger RNA, 1664 nt
Organism: Ornithodoros turicata
Lineage: Eukaryota; Metazoa; Arthropoda; Arachnida; Ixodida; Argasidae
Product: venom metalloproteinase BumaMPs1-like
Exons: 14
Coding region: 1-1398 (465 amino acids)
Biological process (GO): proteolysis
Molecular function (GO): metalloendopeptidase activity
Source: RefSeq, a predicted model, not a curated record
AUGAAGAGGCGCUCCUGUCACUCGCGCGCUGGCUCUCAUGGAGUGAGGACAUGCGAUCGGUCGAUCCGCCGUCCCCACGUCGCGUCAGUUGAGGCUUGGCCGUCGUCGGGACCAGACGCUCCGUCGCCACGGGCGGAAAGGUGGCCACCUGUCGUCGAUAUCUGCAACUACCAGCCAUCAACAAGCAACAUGGCGGUCACUGGUCACUCGGGUGUUCCGAUCAGUACUGACAGCAUCAAAAGAGGAUUGUACCAGGAUGUAAAACAUGCCGCAUCUGUACACCUAGAAGAAAAUGGAAACAGAGUUAUUGUCGAAGGUAUUCUUGGAAGCAAGCUACGAAUUGAACCUGUGCGAGGUCUGUCAGAGCGUGGGGACGAGGCUGUUGCCCACAGAGUAUAUACUGUUGAAGCGGCCGAAACCUAUGUUGGCGACGCAGUGCACUCGCCCAGCACUACUCAUGGGAUUGCUUUGUCAGAGCGUGAAGAUUUCGCUGAUUCAGUUCUGGCGGAUGUAUGCAUCGUGGUCGACUCGGUUCACAAUAACACAAUAAUAAAAAGUGGGAAGAACCUGCACGUCUACAUCACAAUUCUCAUGAAUGCCGUAAAUAUGAGAUACGGUCAACUGAGACGUCCAGGUUUUCAAAUGAAACUUCAGUGUAUCAUGCGGCUUUCUGAUCGCCAAGAAAGAAGCAAGUUUAAUCUCCAAGGAAACUCGUUCGAGUACCAGGAUUUUCUGCCACAAUUUGUCGAAUACAUCAGUAGCGACGCCUUCAUGCGCUAUGGCGCUGUCUUCCUCUUCACAGGCCGAAAUAUGCUCGGCAGAGCAGGGACAAGCACAACAGGUGUCGCCUAUCUCGGAACGCUGUGUACAGAACACCGAGUAGGUAUUGCGGAAGACAUCCCAGGAACCUACAGCGCAGUUCGGACAGCGUCGCAUGAAAUGUUACAUAUAGUAGGAGUUUUGCAUGACGGCGUGUCGCCUCCAAGUUCAGAGCCUGGCCAUCCAGGAGCACGAAGCUGUUCAGCUACGGAUCACAUCAUGGCCCCAAGAGGUUCCGCCAAAAAUUCCCACGUACUCUCGAGAUGUACAAAGCAGCAGCUGGCGUUCUUCUUCAUGAACCACGACCAGAGAUGCUGGAAGAGUUUCAGCGGAACACUGACCUUCGUUCGACGUCGGCUGCCCGGUUCGCAAAUCACUGUCACCGCCUUCUGCAAGAUGGUGCACAAGAACGGCAAAAGCGGGGUUCUGCACAGGAACUGUUCAGUGAAGUGUGAGCCAUCGCCACCAAAUAAAGGAUUCUACGCUGGGCUUGAUGGCUGGUCAUGUGGAGAUAGAAAGAUGUGCAUCACUGGAAGGUGCUUGAAGAAAGAAGACGUUGUGCGCAUACUGAUUGACUGAUUUUUUAAAGAAAAAAUGGAGAUGUUAGUCUCGAGCUACUCGUAUAGCAGUUCCAAUACGUUCUUGUAACUCCGAAGGACGAUUAUUUUAUGCCACGAGACUAAAAAGUGUGCAUUAAAUAUGAAAUCAGCGUCCACACAACAAGAGGGAUUUUGGGUGCCACGAACGACUGGUGAUCCCGUUUUACAUACAAGAAAAGCAAAAUACUAAAAGUCGUGUCUUGAGGCGUACGUUCGAACUACAAAAUAUUGGUCACGACCUUAAUA